This is a messenger RNA of Rhizopus microsporus ATCC 52813, 2761 nucleotides long. RefSeq lists its product as uncharacterized. Gene Ontology annotation, molecular function: protein binding. Lineage: Eukaryota; Fungi; Mucoromycota; Mucoromycetes; Mucorales; Rhizopodaceae. The transcript is spliced from 8 exons. Bases 116 to 2404 code for a protein of 762 amino acids. The record is from RefSeq and is a predicted model, not a curated record.
CUUCCUCUCCUCUUUAUUCUUUCUUUCUUUUUUCUUCCCCCUACUUGUCCGUUUUUCCUUCACUUUCAUUAAUUUCCUUUUUAGUCAUUUACUUUCCUUUAAGCUUGAAUAAAAUAUGAGCAACAUCGUCUAUGCUGUUCACAACUUUGAAGCCGAAAAUGAAGAUGAAAUUAACUUUUCGGUGGGUGAACCUAUUGUUGUAUUAGAAAAAGAUGAAAAAUAUCUCGAUGGAUGGUGGCAGGGACGUAAUAUCAAAGGCGAGACUGGACUCUUUCCAAUGAAUUACACUUCACCGGAAAAACCACAAAAGCAACUUUACAUACCUAGUCCGCACUUAUCUUCACGUUCAUCCGGAUCAACCAUUGAAGAUGAAAUUGAUGAUACCAUAUCUCGAAUACAAUCAUCAUAUCCAGUCAACAAUAAAGUGGAGCAAUGGGAUGUUCAACAAGUAGCAGAUUGGCUCAGAUCUGUUGGGUUCGAAUCAGUAUCCCAAAACUUUAUUGACCAAGAAAUCACGGGUGAUAUCUUGUUGGAUUUGAACAUUGAAGCAUUAAAAGAACUAGGCAUAAACACAUUUGGUAAACGAUAUAAAAUUAUGCAGGCCAUUACUUCUUUAAGAGACGAAUCCGGUGUUGAAAAAUUAAAGCAAACCAACGGUCAUCAAUCACCGCCUGCUCCUAACGCAUCUGUUUCGACUAGUGCCAUUAUGCGCUCAACACCUAGUAGAGCUUCUACUAGCUUACGUCGAUCGAACUCACAAAACACAUCAUCUAGUAGCACAAAUGACGAUGGUCUUUAUCAAUUUCCGAGGAAAGCACCUUUACCUCCUAUUAGUCAUGAUAUCGAGACGAAUUCAUUUAUAUCGACCAGCAUUCCCAGGCCCUUGUCUCCUCAAAGCCUUAGCUCUUCAGGUAUCAGUCGAUCAAACACAUACAACACAGUAUCCUCUGGCGGAAGUCGUACAACACGAAGCAGAGAGCUUAGUCCAGAUCCAAAAGGGUUUGCCAACAGAACUCUAUCUCAAAUGGGUCAGCGUGCACUAGAUGAGACAAGUCACUGGUUGAUGAGUGACACAAGUUCUAAUAUUCAACCAGUCACUUCGAAAUCAACACCAAAACAGUCAUUGCAAACAGCAAACUCGUACAAGCUAUCAUUUGAUGAAUCUCCUUAUCGUGCAUCCACAACAGAAGCAUUUCAAGCACCAGAGCAUGAAGGUUGGUUACAUAAGCAAAGUGAUAAAUACAAGACGUGGAACAAGCGCUGGUUUGUCCUUAAAGGAACCAACCUUUUCUAUUUUAAGAGUCCCAAAGAAGUGCGCAUGAAGGGAAUAAUUAAUUUAAGAGGAUAUAAAAUCAUCGUAGACGAAACUAUUCACGCUGGCAAAUAUUGCUUCAAAGCACAACAUGAAUACGAAAGAACCUUUUACUUUUAUACAGACACAGAAGAAGCCAUGAGGACUUGGUUAAAGAUGCUCAUGAAAACAACGAUUGCAAGAGACUUUAGAGCACCUGUAAUGUCAUCCAAUCACAUCGCCACUGUAUCCCUUGAUGUUGCACGACGUAUGAGACCAAGACCUCCCUCUGUGAUUAUGUAUAAAAAUCAAAAGCAAACAAAAGCCAAUAAUAAUCAAGAUGCACUCAAGAUGCCUGUGGUAGAAGAAGAUGGCCAGCCUAAUGCCUCAACUACUUCAGAAUAUCAUAGUAGACAAAUGCGAGAAUCAGGCAUCACACAUCAUAUCAUUCAUGAAGAAGAGGAAGAACAAGAUAUACCAGAAAUACCAUCUCAAUAUCAAAAACAACAACAACAACAACAGCAGCAGCAGCAACAUUAUCUGCAUGAGGAAGAAGAAGAAGAUCUGAUUGAUCCUCAACAUCGUAGCUUACCCCUUAGUGAUUCCCACCAUAGUAUAACAUCCAGUAUUUCUGAAGAAGAGGAUGAUUAUGAAGAAGAGUACAGACCGCAUCAUUGGAAUGCUGCUCAAUAUAUCGAAUGGAUAAACUCUUAUUUACCUCCUGGUAAAAAAGUCAUUGAUCUUACUAGUGCAUUCAGAAACGGUGAUACCCUCAUUUUACUACUUGAAGCCAUCAGUCAAAAGACGAUUCGCAGACCUCCUGCUCAAAAGGGUGGUUCUGUAAGUGUUAUGAUGCUUGAUAACAUUGUUGCUGCCUUCAAGUUCAUGGGUAGAGAGGGUGUAGAGGUUGAUGGACGAUACACGAUUAAAGAUGUGUUUGGAGGUAACGAGGAUAAGAUCUUGACCAUGUUAGAUGCUAUCAAAGAGUGGGCAGAUGCCAACUAUUUAAAGAAAUCAGAUACCUCAGUCUUGAUCAGUAAGGAUAGCGGGUGGAGAGGCUCUGCCAUGAUGGAUCACCGUCCCCAUACAGCUUUAUCAGACGACGACUAUUAAUAUUACUUAAUCUUGUAGAAUUCUAUAUGUGAUUUAUCCAUUCCUUAAAAAAUAUUCACCUGUUGAACCACCCUUAACUUUCCUUUGUCCUUUGUUUCUUUUAUCUAUGCAAUCACUCACUCACUCUCUUUUGAUGCAUAUUCUAUAUAUUAUAUCCUCUUUCUUUCUCUUAUACAUAUAUAUAUAUUUAUAUAUAUUCAUACAUACACAUCCGAUCUCAUGUUAUUUUACAAUAAAAAUCGCCCUGCUUCCAUUAAAUUACAAGCCUUGCUUUGGUUAACAAUCAAUGCAACUAGCACUCGGCUCAUGAGAAUCCAAAGUAACUGUGCUACAGCCAUCAUAAAUUUGAUUACAAGC